Molecule: messenger RNA, 861 nt
Organism: Miscanthus lutarioriparius
Lineage: Eukaryota; Viridiplantae; Streptophyta; Magnoliopsida; Poales; Poaceae
Source: the annotation of a GenBank genome assembly
AUGGCACAUAAUCGAGGUACAAAGCAUAUAUCUCUAGACUCUAUGGUAUUUGGGAAGAUUACAAAUUUAAAUGAGGAGUGCCCUGAUGAGUUGUACGAGGUGGCUGAAUUGAUUAUGAAGAAGUGCAAAGGACUUCCUCUUGCAAUAGUGACCAUAGGUGGCUUCUUAGCAAAGCAACCAAAAACUCCUAUGGAGUGGAAAAAAUUGAACUCACAUAUUAGUGCUGAGUUGGAAAUGAAUCAAGGGCUCAGAAAUAUUAAAAAUGUCCUUAAUAAGAGCUACGAUGGUUUACCUUAUCAUCUGAAGCCUUGUUUCUUAUAUCUGUCUAUCUUUCCUGAAGACCAAGAUAUUAAACGAAACCGCUUGGUGCGCCGGUGGAUUGCUGAGGGUUACUCGACAGAGGUGCUUGGUAAAUCUGUUGAAGAAAUAGCUGAGAGCCACUUCAUGGAACUCAUUGACAGGAGCAUGAAACUACCAAAUAAAUCAACAUAUUUCAGCCAAAAAGUAAUUGACUCUUGCCAAGUCCACGAUCUCAUGCGUGAAAUCAGCAUCUCAAAAGCAGUAGAGGAAAAUCUUAUAUUCAGGCUAGAAGAAGGUUGCAACUCAAACACAAAUGGGAUGGCACGCCACCUUAGUAUAAGUGCCAAUUGGAAGGGAGACCAGGCUGAUUUUGAGAGCAUGGUGGACGUCUCUCGUAUACGGUCAUUAACAGUGUUUAGAAAAUGGAAGCCGUUUCUCAUUUCUGAUAAGAUGAGGUUCCUGCGAGUUUUGGACCUGCAAGACACUAGGGGUUUAUGCAAUCAUCACCUUGAGCAUAUUGGGAAGCUUGUUCACCUAAGGUAUCUUUCUAAGAGGUUGUAA